GGAAAACUGAUGCCUCAGUUUGCCCUAUAUAAUCACUUUAUGUUCCGCAGUCUACAAAAUAUCGUCAGAGUUUCCAAGAAAAUUCUUUAGUGGGUAAUGAAGACGUAUCAACCAAUCAGAAUGAGCCAAGUUGUUCCCGGUGUCAGCAGCAACAAUUUCUGGAAAUUUUUGUGAAAUUCCCUUUAUUUAUUGUAAAAGAAGCCCAGUGAAUAGAAGAAGAGUGAUAGUUUUACACCUUUUGAUUGAUUCUCCCCAUUUGUAUAUUACACAAGGUUCCAAUAAAAUAAUUUAGAAGCAUGAAGACUUGUAUGUUAUACGUGGUGUUCUUUUCCCUGGCCUGCACAACCUCGUUGGCACUCAAGGAAGAUGAGUGUGAAGUUUGUGUUAAAACUGUUCAAAGAUUCGCGGAUACCCUGACGGAUGAUCUGAAGAAGGAUACAAAGAAAAUUGAGGAAAAAUUCAAAGAAUUCUGCAAAGGGCAGAAAAACAAGGAGCAAAGAUUUUGUUACUACCUGGGAGGCUUGGAGGAAUCUGCAACUGGUAUUCUUGGUGAAUUAUCAAAACCACUGAGUUGGUCGAUGCCAGCAGAUAAAAUUUGUGAAAAACUAAAGAAGAAAGAUGCCCAAAUUUGUGAUCUCCGCUAUGAAAAACAAAUUGAUCUAAAUUCGGUAGACCUGAAGAAACUCAAAGUGCGAGAUCUCAAGAAAAUUCUCAGUGAUUGGGAUGAAAAUUGCGAUGGAUGCCUUGAGAAGACAGACUACAUUAAGCGGAUAGAGGAGCUCAAACCACAAUAUACAAAGACAGAAUUGUAGGACAUAUUUUCCAUUUGUAUCUCAUAAGAUUAAAUCUAAAACAAAAAUAUGUCUUUUCUGAGACUUGAGGAGAAUUUUUUUGCUGAGUAAUAAAUUAUUUAUAUUUGUCUCAUAAA
Molecule: messenger RNA, 928 nt
Organism: Lutzomyia longipalpis
Lineage: Eukaryota; Metazoa; Arthropoda; Insecta; Diptera; Psychodidae
Gene: Manf
Product: mesencephalic astrocyte-derived neurotrophic factor homolog
Exons: 5
Coding region: 297-812 (171 amino acids)
Biological process (GO): neuron projection development; dopaminergic neuron differentiation
Cellular component (GO): endoplasmic reticulum
Molecular function (GO): calcium ion binding
Source: RefSeq, a predicted model, not a curated record